AUGGCCUGUACAAAACAAACAGCCAGUAACAGUACUGGAGGGCCUACUAAAUGUGGUCACCUACCUAUAUUCAAGAAGGUCACUGGCCAUGCCAGAAAACAACUUAUCAAAACUGUCCAGGCAAUGCCACCACACAUGAAGAUAGUGCUAAAGCCCAACUCCCACAACAUGGGAGGUGCCAUGAAGCCAUAUUUUGUGUUCGAGAAUGCUUCAGGUCAAGGGGUCCUACCCACCCCUGUCACCAUCCACGGGCACAUCGAGGUCACCAGUCGCUCACAAAUAUGCAGUAGCCCGGUACUCAUCCUUCACUUCGUUAUCAAAGGUCUCGACCCUUCCGGAUCGCCUGCAACCAGCAUGCAACAGCAAUUAAGGCCGUUCAAGCCACAGAAUAACAUGCAAUACCAUGAAAUCAUUUUUGAUAUUGGAACGGGUAAGAAGGCCAAGAAACACCUUACAAUGAUGAAGCAACUUGUGACCCAAAUCAAACUCCUUCAGUGUGAGCGUGUCAAGGUCUUCAUCUUCUCGCACUCGUCUACCAUGGAGGGCUCACAAGGUGAUAUCUGGGGGGGAUAUGCAGACAACGAGUCUAGUGGAAGGGGAAGAAAUAAAGUGGUAAUAAAGGGCGGCCCUGUCGCUUAUACAGUUAACAAUUUUUUUGCAGGUCUGUUUGUCAGCGGCAUUGAGGAUUACGUCAAAGGGUCUACCUUGUGGAUGUUCGUCUGUGGUCAUAUGGUACAAGAACCAGACACAUUCGGGGCAUUCAAGGCCUGUGUCAAAGAGUAUGAAGUUGAGCAUGCAUUUGCAUUUGGUGCUGAGCGAUUUCAUGCAUGCCUGGUCGUACCAUUUAUCAGCACUUAUGUCGGCCGUGUACUUGUUGAAGGGUUCGAGGUGCAGGAUGUCAUUUGAGACAUCCUCCUGGCAUCC
This is a messenger RNA of Suillus discolor, 924 nucleotides long. RefSeq lists its product as uncharacterized. NCBI's taxonomy places the organism in Eukaryota, Fungi, Basidiomycota, Agaricomycetes, Boletales, Suillaceae. The coding region runs from base 1 to 906 and encodes 301 amino acids. The transcript has 5 exons. The record is from RefSeq and is a predicted model, not a curated record.